Molecule: messenger RNA, 3066 nt
Organism: Macrobrachium nipponense
Lineage: Eukaryota; Metazoa; Arthropoda; Malacostraca; Decapoda; Palaemonidae
Exons: 7
Coding region: 691-1326 (211 amino acids)
Source: RefSeq, a predicted model, not a curated record
UCGUUGACCGUGGAGUGAAGCGCAACCUGUAGGCGUUCUGCGUUCCCAGUUGACCCAAGUCGAUUAAUGACUGCAAGUUCGUGUAUUAGGCCUGUGAAUUUAUGUGAUGAUUGUUACCUAACUCUUACAAGUGUGGUAGCUUCCUACGUUCAAUACUGAUGUACUUUGCUAGUCAGUGCGUCCGAUACGUCAUUGUAAAACCGAAAUAUUUUGAGGUUUACCACAAAACUCGAGACGAUCGAAAUAUUUCCAAAGGCUGAAAGGCGAAUUCAACAGCGGUGAAUUCUUUCUCAUUCUUCUUUUCUUCAGCAAGGCUGGAUCUGACAUAGAACUGGCUUGAUUGUUUUUCCCUAACUUCUCUUUUCAAAGAACUGCAACCUAAUUGGAUUUCUUCAAAGGAAAAAAAGGAGCGAAAAAAAUUCCAGCACAGCGAACUUGUCGACAAAAAUCAGUGCUAAUGAUCUAGAUCGCAUCCGAAAGAACCAUCAACUCUGAGGAAACAAACGAUGCUGCUUACGAUUCCCGGAGCAAGAUAACGAUACCAGCCGCUAAAGAUGAUGCACUUGGAAGCCCACCAAAAUCAGCUGACGAGAGUCGGGAAUGAUAAGUGAUAGAGAGACUGAGCGCGACUCCUAGACAUAUCCGAAGAGGAAAGGAAAGCCGUAGAAUAUCUUUUGUUGUCGUUUGAAAAUGGACUCUUGGAACUGCCUGCGAUUUCGGAAAUUGCCCGGCUUGGCCAAUCUGUGGAUGCUGCACCUGGCGACACUGUUGUUCAUCUGCUGUCCCAUUACCAUAUCAUCAGAUGAUCUCUACGACCCUGAUUCGUACAUCCAUAUCUACAAUACUACAAGUUGCCUGAAUGGGUUCCCCACCGAGGUGUCACCGUGCACAUGCAUGCCAUGCUGGGAAGGACGCUACUGCCAGAUGUACAGGGAUCAUUACCCUCCAAGAUUCCUUCUUCAUAAAGCUACAAUUGUCGUCCCUGAGAACAUUACUGGACCAGUUUACCGAUCAUGGGCCACUGACGGAGACCUGGGUCUGACAUGCCCCUUGAGCCCAGGCGAAGCAGCUCGAUGCCCCUGUGCAUCUGUGACGUAUCAGCUGUUUGCUGCCCCAGGGGACCAUAACUUUUGGCUCCACCAGUCUACCGGGGUGUUGUCCCGAAACACCAGUGGACCAGCGCUUGUACCGGGACAUACACACACCUACAAGAUCAUGGUGCAGAGUCUUCCCAAGAGAGAACGCGUCGAGGACCUUCAGUAUGACAUCUUGGACCUCAAAGUAUACAUCAGCCCCGACUUCGUCACAAUCAUCCCGCCCACCUGACUAAUGGACGACCUCAAUAACCAAUACAGCCCCAAUGGCUUGAUUUGAGGUCGUCAAAUACACCAAGAUAUCAAAGUUUCUCCUUCUGAGUGGAUUCCAAAGAAAAAGGCUCUCAUGCGCAAAGGCUGUUUUACCCGAUGACUGGUGAGAUGAUAAUAUGGAAAAUCCCAGGGCCAAUCGAUGUCAUGAAAAUGUUGUACUGUAUUCUAUACAAAGCUUGCGAUGUUAUGUUUAAGAAAAUGAAAACAAGCACAGUCUUCAAAAGUUUGAAACCGGGUUUCUUAUUACCUUCGAAAAUUGCAGAAUAAAGAAAAAAAAAAUUUUCUUUCAUUUUACGUCCGCACGGUAUGUUUAUUUAUUUAUAUAUUUCUUUGCUUAGAUCAAAGGGCAAGAUAUUCCGGUAUGACUCGGUGAGGAUAAGCUAGUAACUUUAACUUCGUAUAUAUUUAUGCGAUGCCUUGCAUCUCAGGUGGUGUAAGUACCAGACAACCAUCAUAUUCAGUAUAUAAGUUAUCAUUAUCAGGUUCAUUAUAAAAUAUCUUAAAUAUGAAAUAUCUUUUUUCCUACUCACAUACUAAGAAAAUUUUAAUUAUUUUGAAUUUGUAUGAUAUUACUUAUAAAUAACAUAAUUAUCAAUUAGUAAUUUCCAUAUCAUUUUCUAUAAAGAUCUCUAUUUUCUCAUUACAGGAUAUGUUCUUCCUAAAAAGGAAUUUUUAAAUUGAUUUUUCUUUAAAUUUUAAUUUAAAAAAAAAGAAAAAAAAAACAAGAUUUUUUUUUUAACCAAACUGACCAACCGAAAUUCAGAUGUACUGAUACUCUGGAAACAGUCUAUCUCAAAUUUGAUUUGCGCUAGAGUUAAUAAAACUUGACAAAAUGUUGCUUGUACGUACAACGGAGUGUCUGAGUGUCUUUCCCCUUUAUAAUGUGUACGGUAUAUCAUCCAUAGUGUUUGUAUACACACAUUAAUUCACUCUGGUCGCAUGAAACCGUGUAAGUGCAUUUACCGUAAGGUUUGUGGACAGUGAUGAGAUUAUCCUCAAAGUAUGAUGAAGAGAACCAGUUUCUAUCUCAUUUCGAGAGAAUUUUGACCAAGAUGAUAUCAUGGAUAAUGAAACAUUAAGAGAGAGAUUUUAUCAAAGGUACGGAAAACAGACCUUUACUGAGUACAAUACUGAUCAAGCGAUCAUGCAAUCCAAGUGCUGGAAUGAUGUUCUAGACAAGAUCAUAAAUGUUGACAUAUCGCUAAUAACAGACUAUAAAGAGACAUUUUAAGCAUUUGAUGAAAUGAAAAGCAUAUAGCUCAUGAAACUGGACGAGCGAAUCCGUUGAUAUCCUUUAGAAAUUACAAGAACAUGAAACUCGACAGCAGAAAUUGUAUAUAAAACAGAGGAGCCGUUGAAACUUGAUAGCCAUGCCAUAUCACAGACGAUGAAAUACUGAAACAACAAUUCUUUCACUAACAUGAACUGGUUUGAGAUAAUAGGAAAACAAUAUAUUUUUUAUUGAAAGCUAAGUAUAAUGACAAAGAGGAGAAGGGUAUUGUAUCGUAUAAUUAUGUAUAUCUGUCACGUGAAUGCCCUUUCAGUACUGUAUGAAUAAAUAGCCGGUGUUGUAUACAAGUUAGUAGAUUAGUUCUUUAUCCCUGAUUAGACAACAAAGCAUAUCGUAAUUUAAGGCAUUUAGUUGUAUGGGAAAUGUUCUAUUGUCGGGCAAAGGUUUUCAUAAGGAAUUAGUUGCCAU